CACUGCUCAACUGACACACGCAAGAGAGAAACAUGUUAAGGUUUUUAAAAGUGGAAUGGAAUACAUAGCAGGAGCUAYAUGAACAUUGUCUUGGUGCAUGAAAGUAGGAGCCACAACAACUACUUGUUGAGAUGAAUUCUACAACCACUCCAUCCAACUUCAGUGUGAUCGAUGGGAUCAACUUAUCGUCACCCCACAAUGAGGGAAACAGUGAAAAAACAAGUCAUCAAUUCAAGGUCCUGCUGGCCAUCAUCAUGUCUUUUCUGGUUCUGUGCAUCGUCUUCGGCAACAUCCUGGUCAUAACAGCGAUUUCCCGUUUCCAGCGUCUCCAGAACGUCACCAACUGUUUCGUCACGUCUCUGGCCUGUGCCGACCUGGUCAUGGGUCUCAUGGUGGUUCCCUUUGGUGCGAGUUCCGUCAUCUUUGAUACUUGGUACUUUGGCAAUUUUUGGUGUGAGUUCUGGACGGCAACUGAUGUGCUCUGUGUAACCGCGAGCAUCGAGACCUUGUGCGUUAUAGCCAUAGACCGAUAUUUGGCCAUCACAUCACCUUUUCGCUAUCAGUCAUUGUUGACAAAGUGCAAAGCUCGAAUUGUGAUUCUGCUGGUUUGGGUGAUAGCGGCACUGACAUCAUACCUGCCCAUCCACAUGAGGUGGUGGGUAUCAGAUGAUCCAAAUGCAGAGAAAUGCUUUAAUGACACUAACUGCUGUGAGUUUGACGUCAACACAACUUAUGGCGUCCUCUCUUCUGUCAUCUCCUUCUACAUCCCUUUGAUCAUUAUGAUUUUUGUCUACAGCCGUGUUUUCCAGGAGGCUAAGCGACAACUGAAAAAGAUUGACCAAAGCGUUGGCCGCUUUCAAAAGAGCAACAGUGACGAUGAUCAAUCUUUGGAAACCAGCAAUGGGCGCAGACUAAAAAAGAUCAAGUUUUGCCUUCGGGAGCACAAAGCCCUUAAGACACUAGGCAUCAUUAUGGGCGUCUUCACUCUCUGCUGGUUGCCGUUCUUUCUGCUCAAYGUGGCCUGGGCUAUAUGCAAAGUGGAGUACAGCAAAGUGGAGUUCAACCUCUCCUUUAGGAUUCUCAACUGGAUAGGCUAUUCCAACUCUGCCUUCAACCCCAUCAUUUAUUGCCGGAGUCCCGAUUUCAGGUACGCKUUUAAGGAACUCCUGUGCUUGAACAGAAACCCCUUCAGCAACCCAGGACCUGUGAACGGAUACGUCUACAGCAGGCACAGCUGGCAGAGCGAGCCACAAAGGAGGAGUAAGGGCAGCCUGGACGAUGAUGACACCAGUGAAAGGUGUCCGGGAAAGGGUGCAGGGGUCUGCUGCCUUAAGGACAAAUCAGUAGACCCGAAUGGAAACAACAAAACCCUGUCAACUGUGACGACUUCCCUGUAAACCUGGAGCUCCAAGACUUCAUUAAUCAGGGGAAACUCAACCGUGUUUACACUGCGAUCACACACUUUAUUUUAUUUCUAAUUGACUAAUGAAGGUAAGGCCAGGCAGUGUAACUGGCAGAGUCUUGUAACUGCUUUAAACAAACGGCAAUAAUCAUKAUGAGCUGAGGAAAGUAUUCCAUUUAUACUGUAGAUAGUUUUUUUUACAUGGAUCAUAAUUAUUUUGCAUCUACCUCAUCACAGCUUUACGUUGUUUUUGUCUUAACUGUCUUUUUUUACAUUAUGUGRACAUUAGCUAACUAGGUAUGUGUGCAUUAACUCAAAUAAAUKGUCCGUGAAUGACAUAAUUACAGAUGAGCUGCUUUCAGUUAAAUUUUAUUCUUCUCAAACUUUUAUUUGAAUUACAUCAAAAUUCAUAUUUGUGUUGAGAUAUAUAUAUAUAUAUAUAUAUAUAUAUAUUAAUUUCAGUGGAGAUUUGAAAGUUGGUAGUUUGAUUCAAGAAUGCUCAUUUGCUAUUUGGAGUAAGAAAUCAAUUUGCAUUACUGGUUGAUAAGCGGACCAAUUGCAUCUCUUUGACACACUGUUCCAAAAAGUACAUUCCUUAUCAGAUUAGGUUUUUUGUUUGUUUGUUUGUUUUGCUUGUACUUUUUGUCUUUGUGUUUGUAGAAGCUUCUAAGACCAGAAAGAAACUAACAAAAAAGAAAAAAAAGUCAAGCAGGAAAUGUCUGUAUCCUGCUCUGGUGUUCUGCAGACUGUUGCAUGUAAGUUUCUGUGGUCAGCAGAUCCUACUAGAGACGCACGCGUUCACUAAAAUGAAGCUCGCCAUCGAGCUGAAACACA
This is a messenger RNA of Austrofundulus limnaeus, 2236 nucleotides long. It is a transcript of the gene adrb2a, whose product is annotated as adrenoceptor beta 2, surface a. NCBI's taxonomy places the organism in Eukaryota, Metazoa, Chordata, Actinopteri, Cyprinodontiformes, Rivulidae. Gene Ontology annotation, molecular function: beta2-adrenergic receptor activity; norepinephrine binding. The record is from RefSeq and is a predicted model, not a curated record. Gene Ontology annotation, cellular component: plasma membrane. Gene Ontology annotation, biological process: positive regulation of MAPK cascade; adenylate cyclase-activating adrenergic receptor signaling pathway; norepinephrine-epinephrine-mediated vasodilation involved in regulation of systemic arterial blood pressure.